AUGAACAUCUUGUUAGAUUCCAAUGUUGAGGCUUUAGCUUUCAACUACUUAAACUUCGGUUUAGUCACAGUUCUCAACAAUUUAUGGACCUGGCUAGCUCUCCUAACCGCCGCUCUCAGCUUCUGGAAAAUUCGCUCAUCGGGUUGUCCUAAAUUACAAGACCCGGUUUCAGUCAAUUCGGACCCGGAAGUUGAACCGUUGAUGUCGGAAGCUGAGAAACCGAUGAAAACAUUAAACGAGGUUUGGAAUGAUGAUGAUGGUGUUGAUGGUGUGAGGAAGGGGAAGUAUACGGUGUAUUACGAGGAAGACACGCAAUGCGGUGGCGGAGAGAGUAGCGGUGAUUGUAGUUACGGGCUGUUGUUGCCGGUUGCGGGAGGGUGGGGACCGGAAGAUGAGACGGAGUGGUGGAAACGAUGGGAGAAGGUGUUGAGGUUGAGAAACGGAGAGAAUGAGAAUGGGUGGUACACGUGUCAAGAUUUGAUUGGGUUUAAUGGCAACGUGGUGAAAAGAUGGGACGGUGGUUUAACGUUUGUUGGUAGUUGCAUCACUGAUGAAUCAUCAUGGUACAGGUCCAGCUGUAUGUUGGAUUUUGUAUCUGAAUGA
Lathyrus sativus (Indian pea) is the source of this 603-nucleotide messenger RNA. The record is from the annotation of a GenBank genome assembly. NCBI's taxonomy places the organism in Eukaryota, Viridiplantae, Streptophyta, Magnoliopsida, Fabales, Fabaceae.